AGAAGAAGAAGAAGAAAACGUCAUCUUUAUGCGCAACGAAGUCGGAACUUGGUUUGAACCUGAACCGAUUUUUAAAAAUGGUUUAUCAGACAUGCAACAAAGGUACAAUGCGGUAGAUUUGUGCGUGGUCAUCUUCAUUGUACGUUUGUUAAACAAAGGAAGCGAUAAGUUAAAGGUAAGUUAUAGCAAUAUGGUAGACACGGAGAAGAUUCCCCCAGGAGUUAAUGCCGCCUGUGCAAACCUCAGCGUGAAGAAAGAGAACGAGAAAAAGAAGAGAUCUCGCGUGAAACAGCUACUAGCUGAUGUGAAGAAGCAGGUGGAAUUUUGGUUUAGUGAUGUGAAUCUCCACAAGGACAAAUUCAUGAAAAAUAUAAUUGAACAGUCACGAGAUGGAUAUAUUGACAUAUCUGUGUUAACGUCAUUCAACCGAAUGAAAAAAUUUACUACGGAUGUAAAAUUGAUUGCCAGAGCUCUUAAAAAUUCACCAGUAGUAGAGGUAAAUCUUGAAGGAACACAUGUACGACGAAAGGAUCCACUUGGUGAAAGCCCAAAAGAUGUGGACAGCCGUACAGUUUAUGUGGAGCUGUUGCCAAAGAUGGUCACUCAUGUUUGGCUGGAGCGAGUGUUUAGUAAGUGUGGAAAUGUGGUUUAUGUUAGUAUCCCCAGGUACAAGUCCACAGGACAUUCCAAAGGGUUUGGAUUUGUGGAGUUUGAGACAGAAGAACAAGCGCAGAAAGCUAUUGAGAUGCUGAACAAUCCUCCAGAAGAUGCUCCAAGUAAGCCAGGAAUCUUCCCUAAGACUUGUAAGAAAAAGACUAUCCCCUUUGAUGCUGCCCAGGAUAUACAAGAUGAUGAAGAGGAUGGCAAGAAAAAGAAGAGAAAAAAAAGGUCUCGAAGUGAGCUUAAAAACAGUGCUGUUCAAGAAAUAGCAGUAAAUAAGAUGGAGAGUGGAGCGUUCAACACUGCGUGCCGAACCGAAGAACCGAAGAAACAAUCAGCAGAUGAAUCUAAAAUGGAAAACCCCGUAAUACUGACGAGCACAGCAAAUAAGAAAACUCAGAAGAAAAGACAAAGAUCCUGCAGUUUUGAGGCAUCAACUGGAGAUGGACAAGAUGAGAUGCCAUCCAAAAUGAGAAAAGUAGAAGAGGAAAAUGAGGAGGGAGAGAUGAAAGAUUUAUCAUCUGAGAGCAAGAAUGAAGAACAGUUAGACUAUGAGAAGAAAGAUGAUUCUGUUUUGAAGGCCAAGAGGAAGAGAAAGAAGAAGCUCAAGGAUAGAUUGAAAAUAGGGGAAGAGGUCAACCCGCUUAGAGUCCUCUCAAAGAAAGAGUGGUUGGACCUGAAGCAGGAGUAUCUGACACUGCAGAAGCACUGCAUGGCCCAUCUGAAGCAGUCAGUCUCUCAGAUCAACCUGACGUCGGUGAAUUGUGACAUUGCACAGACUAAAGAUAAAAACAAUGCUUCUUGUAAGGAUACAACUAAGAAAGAGCCCUCUUCUGGCCCCAAGUUUGUCAGUGGAGUCAUUGUCAAGAUUAACUAUAACCAGCCCCUGCCAAGCAAGAGGUACAUCAAGGUACAGUGAUAAAUUAUUUUAACUUA
Pimephales promelas (fathead minnow) is the source of this 1596-nucleotide messenger RNA. It is a transcript of the gene larp7, whose product is annotated as La ribonucleoprotein 7, transcriptional regulator. NCBI's taxonomy places the organism in Eukaryota, Metazoa, Chordata, Actinopteri, Cypriniformes, Leuciscidae. The record is from RefSeq and is a predicted model, not a curated record. Gene Ontology annotation, cellular component: ribonucleoprotein complex; nucleus. Gene Ontology annotation, molecular function: RNA binding. Gene Ontology annotation, biological process: RNA processing.